This is a messenger RNA of Melanotaenia boesemani (Boeseman's rainbowfish), 2610 nucleotides long. RefSeq names its product general transcription factor II-I repeat domain-containing protein 2B-like. The record is from RefSeq and is a predicted model, not a curated record. The coding region runs from base 258 to 2045 and encodes 595 amino acids. Lineage: Eukaryota; Metazoa; Chordata; Actinopteri; Atheriniformes; Melanotaeniidae. The transcript is spliced from 2 exons.
CAACUUUGGCCCUCGAGUGAAUAUUUUUGGCCCACCGCCCAUUGUCUUUUUUUUUUUUUUCUUUUCUUCUUUUUUAAAUUAUGGUUUCCCCCAGCAGUAUGAAAAGUUCUUUUAAUGUUUAUUCAUUGUUGCACUUCCCCACCUGACCACAAAUUAACAUUACAUUACAUCGUGAGUAGGGUGGCGCUGUUGUUCUUUAGUCAGCUCGGAUCUGGAAGCCAAUGAUCAUAGAAUAAGUGAAAAGACGGCGUGAUCAAAUGUCAGAGAUGGAUCGUGGAAGGCAGUGGCACACUGACAAGAGAAAGUUUAAAAGUAGUUGGGAACAUGAGUACUUUUUUACAGAAAUAGAUUUUAAAGCAGUAUGCCUAAUAUGCAAGCAGAAAAUCGCUGUUUUAAAGGAGUAUAAUCUUCGUCGACACUAUGAAACGCGGCAUUUUCAUCAAUUGUCAAAGUAUGCAGGAGAGGAGCGAAAGGUGAAGGCUCGAGACUUGCUGUCAAAGCUAACCUCCCAACAACGUACCCUACUCCAGCCGUCAACAGUACAAGAAAGCGCCACACGGGCAAGUUAUCGGAUUAGCUCCAUCAUCGUGAGAAGUGGACGGCCUUUUGCGGUGGGUGAUUUUGUGAAGCAGUGUCUGACAGUUGCAGCUGAGACCGUGUGUCCAAAUCAAACGCGGGCUUUAUCUCAAAUAAGCUUGUCACGGAACACUCUGGCCCGCCGUGUUGAGGACAUGGCUGAAGAUGUUAGGGGCCAAAUUGUCCAGAGAGCUAGUCACUUUUCUGCUUUCUCCAUUGCUUGUGAUGAAAGCAUGGACAUAACCGACUCGGCCCAACUCCUAGUCUUUAUUCGAGGCGUUAAUGAGAACUUUGAUGUGUGUCAGGAACUAGCGGGCCUUGAGACUCUGAAAGGGACAACAAAAGGGGUGGAUGUUUUUAUGGUAGUACAGAGAGUUAUGGACAAAAAUAGCUUGAAGUGGGAAAACCUAUGUGGCAUCACUACUGACAGAGCCCCGGCUAUGGUCGGUAAAAGAAAGGGCCUCACUGCACUUGUGUCAGACAAAGUCCGUGAGUUUGGCGGGUCACUUUUGAAAUAUCAUUGUAUUUUACACCAGGAGCAACUGUGCAAUAAAUCCACUGGCUUGAAAAAUGUGAUGCAAGAUGUGAUUGCCAUCGUCAAUAACAUUCGAUCAAAGGCGCUCUCACAUCGUCAGUUCCGAGCUCUCCUGGAUGAGAUGGAUGCACAGUAUGGAGACGUGUUGUACCACCAGAAGGUCCGGUGGCUAAGCAGGGGGAAAGUUUUACGACGUUUCUUCGAACUGCGCGAGGAGAUUAGGGCAUUUCAGGCAACAAGGACAAACAACAUUCAAGUGCCUUCAGACAAACACUGGAUUUCCGACUUGGCUUUUCUCGUGGACAUUACUGAGCUGCUGAAUAUCCUGAAUCUUCAGCUUCAAGGGAAAGACCAGAUCAUCAACCAGAUGUACGAUCACAUCAGAGCCUUCAAGCAAAAACUCCUGUUGCUCAGCAGACAUCUCUCAACUGGAAAUUUGGCACACUUUUCAAGCCUCAAAGAAGUUGGGUUGAUGGAGGAAAGCACACCAAAAUACCUCAACAUUCUUAGUGAUCUGGUGGUGGAGUUUGAUAAUCGCUUCAAAGAUUUUCAAGAAAAUUCAAACACAUUCGAGCUGUUUGCUCAGCCCUUCUCUGUACACGUGGAUGUUGUCAGUGAGGAGCUUCAAAUGGAACUGCUGGAACUUCAGUCUGAUUCAGACCUUCACAGCAAGUCCUUGCAGGACUUUUACAGAUGUGUUCCUGCACACAGGUAUGCCAAGAUCUGCAAACAUGCACAGGUGAUGCUCUCCCUCUUUGGAAGCACAUACAUCUGUGAGCAGGCUUUCAGCUUGUUAAAUCUCAAUAAGUGCAAAUUGAGAAACUCACUGUCUGACUCUCACGUGCAUGACAUUCUGACUUCGUCUUUAAGUCAGCUGGAGCCUGAUGUUGAGAGACUCUUACACACCAAGGACAGGCUCCAUGUCUCCCACUGACAGAACUUCUGCAUAAAACAUGCACUUAAUUGUAUGGGUAUUCCAGAAACAGUGAUGGAUGUAGCAUUUUGUAUCAAACAAUAACUUCCUAUUUCUUAUAAGUACUCCAAAUGUAUUUUAUGACAACAGUUUUGUUCUACAUCUUCUUCGCAGUCACACUGCCCUAGGCAUAAAACGUUUGUCAAGCAUGUUAUGCUCAAUAUGGCUAAUUUUUCUACUUAAAUUAAUACAGGGAAAAAUCUAAAGCCGGUAGUCAAUGUUAUUACUGUUAGUGAUGUUAAAAGAAUUGUUGAAGGCAGUGGAAAUAUUUUUGGUCUCGUGGAUCUAUUAAUAUGUUUUACCAAAUGUUUUUGAAGGCCUAUCUGGAUGUUUAGAAAUUUCAGGCUGUGAACACAAUAAUAAAGUUAUAGUGUUAUUCAUUUUCCACAUUACUUUGUAUGAGGUUUUAUUUUGGACAAUUAGGCUAAGCAUAUUGAAUUUCAUAAAAUACAACGUGAAUUUUUAGUUCUGGCCCACAACCAUCCACCCUGAGCCAUUUUUGGCCCUUCGCUGUAAAGAAUUUGGA